AACACAGGAAGAAGAAGAACUUUGCUUCCUCCGUUAACUUCCCACACCUUCGUUGCUAAUGCUGCCUGCAGUCCGCAGCUCCUUUCCACCGCGAUAAUGUCACACUGUUGCAUAAAUGGUUGCAAUAACCGUUACAAACCGGGAACAAGAAUCAAUUUCUACAGAAUUCCCAACGGGACACGUCAGUUUCAUAUCGACAGGAAGCGUUUAUGGAUAGAGGCGAUUGAACGAGCCAAUGGGAGCAGCGAGGGAAUUACUUCAGCGGAUCGCAUCUGUGGCGCUCAUUUCAUCACAGGACAGGCUUCUACGGAUCCAGAAAGGCCUAAUUUCGUUCCAACCUUGUUUGCAUGCACCAAACUACGUCAGAGUAAAAGGCUUUCAAAGGGAACCAAAACAACAACAACAACAAUAAGAGGGUGUGCAAAGACCAGAAGCCAGGCUAUUUUGCCAGAGGAUUCAGUCACAAAAAGAAACCCAACUGCAUCGAAAGAGCAUGCAAAGGCUGUAAACACAACUACAUCGAAAGAGCAUGCAAAGGCAGUAAACACAACUACAUCGAAAGAGCAUGCAAAGGCUGCAAACCCAACUACACUGAAAGAGCAUGCAAAGGCUGCAAACCCAACUACACUGAAAGAGCAUGCAAAAGCUGCAAACACAAAUCCACUGAAAGAGCAUGCAAAGGCUGCAAAUCCAACUACAUUGAAAGAGCAUGCAAAGGCUGCAAAUCCAACUACAUCGAAAGAGCAUGCAAAGGCUGCAAAUCCAACUACAUCGAAAGAGCAUGCAAAGGCUGUAAAUCCAACUACACUGAAAGAGCAUGCAAAGGCAAACACAUCAACAGUGGCAGAAAAUCCAGUGACCAAAAACACUCCAACCGUAAAAGAGGAUGCAGGAACAGAAAACAAGCCUUCCCUGAUAGAAGAUGAAGAGAUGCAAAUAUCGCCAACCCAACCUGCAUCUGAGUCUCCUUUGAACCAUCAGACCUUUACCGUGAUGGAAAUUGGAGAUGAAUUUGUACCUGAAGUGCAGUCUUCAUUGUCCACAUCGGCAUCAAAGGAAGAAGAAGCAGAAGACAAGAAGAUCUACAAUGAAGACCAAACUGCACCUAAAAAAAUCAAACUUGAGAACAAAUACAUCCUAAAAAUACCUCCUCACUACAGAGACAUCUUAAAACUAGAUCGAAAACCUGUUGUUCUCCUAAAGCCCUUGGUUCCUCCACAAGAUGUCUCUCAGGCGGAUCUGAACGAUCAGACAUUGACUGAAGCAUCAGAGAAAGAGUGUGAAGAAGGAAACAUGUGUCAGACAGGUUUAACUGAGUCCUCUUUAGUAACCAAGGAUCAUUCAUCCUUUCCAUGUAACAUGUGUGAUCGAACUUUUAGUACAAGUCACUACCUGAAGCGCCACAAACUGCUUCACGUUCGAGAUGUGAGGAAGUGCCUCAGGUGCGGCGCUCUCUUCUGCCGCCGCCACAACCACGUUUUGUUCCAGACACGAUCAGAGCCUCUACCAGUGUCUGAGGAGAGUUCCUCCAGCAGCGAGGAUGAAUCUUUAAACAGUGAUUCAAACACAGAAAACGGACAAACAAGCGAAACAACAGAAACGGCUGAUAAGACUUUGAGUAUACAGACUAAUGCCCCUCCAAGCAGUCCUGCUUUCACAAACUCGCCUGUACUGACAGUUUCUCCUCUGACAAACACCAGAAAACCUCUGCUGGAGUCAGUAAAGCCUGCUGCUGUGCCCCGUCCACCCUCUCCGAUCUUCAAAGUCCCAAAUAACCAAGCAACCGUGUUUCAGAUCAAACCGCUCCGGUUGGGUCCCUCACCUUCUUUGAUGCAACCAAAUGUCCAACAACCGCAACUCCCAUCUUCACUGAAGGUCUUUUCGAGUGAACACCUCACCUCAGCUCUGCUUGAUGUUCAGAGAAAUUACGAAUACAUUUUAGGAAAGUCUAAAACGGAAGUCCAAGUCAAGGAGGAGCCAGAGGAUCCAAGUCAGAUCUGCCCUGUUGAGGAGCCCGUCACUCGUGUCAAAUUGGAGAAAAUUGCGUAUGACCUGGAGAUGGUAAUUUAACCUAAAGCUGCUAAAAGAACCUACUCUGGGUGAUCAUUAAAUGCCCAAUUAAAGUGUAUGCUAAUUUGCAUAUCUUUACAUAUUUUUGAUACGGAUCUGCUUUUUUAUGUAUUACACUUCACUGAACAAAUAGGCAUUCUGUCUUAGUUUUUUUUUUUUUAUUUGUAGCAUCAUAUUCAUCCAGUUUUCUGCACACAGCUAACAUUAGAUACAGUUUUAUAUACAGGAGAUUCUCAUUUCAGUCUUCUAUCUACCUCAGCUAGCUGUUCACAAGUAGAAAUUGCGUGUUUUACUGCAGAUCUGUGCUGCUUUUGGACAUAAGUACAAACAUGCCUAUUAUCUAGUAUUAAGCUUGUAUUCAGAGGCAUGUGUUCCUUCCAGCAAAUGUCUUUAAGAUCAGCUGUAAACUUCUUCUCUACCUUCUACAGCAAUAAAGCAAACUUUGUGCA
Molecule: messenger RNA, 2519 nt
Organism: Cyprinodon tularosa
Lineage: Eukaryota; Metazoa; Chordata; Actinopteri; Cyprinodontiformes; Cyprinodontidae
Exons: 4
Coding region: 97-2070 (657 amino acids)
Source: RefSeq, a predicted model, not a curated record